Ectocarpus sp. CCAP 1310/34 is the source of this 1960-nucleotide messenger RNA. NCBI's taxonomy places the organism in Eukaryota, Phaeophyceae, Ectocarpales, Ectocarpaceae. The record is from the annotation of a GenBank genome assembly.
GGGGGGGGGGAGCGAGCCGCCACCGCCGGCAUAUAUUCCGCAGCAGGCGCCCGAAGCCCAAGAUCUUCCUAGCUACGCAGGGCCUGCUCCCCCCCCCUACAAGCCCGUUGGCGCGGGCGGCGUUGCCGUUGCUGCCCAAAAGAAGACGAAAGGGGCCACCGGCUCUCUUUUCAAGGGCGUUCAGGGGGGCGUGGAAAAGCUCAAAGAGAUGUGCGAUAGCAGCAGCAGCAGUGACAAGAAGAACAAGAUUAAGAAAAAGAAGAAGGUAGUGCAGAAAAAGAGGGUAGGGCAGCAGCAGGACGAGGACGAGGAGGACGAGGACGAGGAUGGGCUGGGGAUCUCGAUGAAUGUCAACCUGAACGUGAGCGGCUCCUCUAGCGCCGACUCCGACUCCGACUCCGACUCCGACUCCGACUCGGAUGAUGGCGGCGGGAACGUGACCAACAUCAUUUCGGUUGCCGCGGCAAGUGGAGAUGAGGACGAUGAUGAUGAUGAUGAUGAGGAGGAGGAGGAGGAGGAGGAGGAGGAGGAGGAGGAGGACCUGGGGCGUGAGGGGGGUGAGGUGGAGGAAGAGGACGGGGAUGAGGUGGAAGGAGUGGAGGAGGAGGAGCAGGAGGAAGAGGAGGAGGAGGAGGAGGAGGAGGAAGAAGAAGGAGAAGAGGAAGAUGAUGACGAAGAUGAUGACGAAGAUGAUGACGAUUGAGUAAAAACAUUAGACUUUUGAGCUUUUGCAGGGUUUCAAGGAUUUUUUUCGUUUUUUUCUUUUGCGUGGAGGACGCUUGCCCUCUGCGUACAUACGUUCGUUCAUGUUUGUUUUUUCGUCCAUGAAGUGAACAGGAAGCCCGCAGUGGGCGGGACAAUGAGAGGAAACACCAACGGGCGAAGAGCUUGUGCCGCAUGAGGAGAGUAUCGCCGUCCCUUGGCAUGGGCGACCGCCGCAACAGCUUCUGCACUUUAGCUUGCCCGUAAGUGAGAUACCGAGAGGUCUUUUAUGUUCCAGUUGUUGCCUUGAUAUUUAAAAAACGUUCGUAUCUCUCUGCCCGGUACCUUCACCCGUCCGUACUGAGAUAGGUACCGGUCGUUUUUGUAGCUGUAUUUUCUAUGUACGCUGGUAUCUGAGUGUGUUCCACGAGCUGCUACACUGCUGUAGACGCCGAAGCACGGCCGGUGGUUUCGUACGCAUAGUUGGUUGUGUGCUAGACAUCUACAGCAGCGUUUCUCUUUUGUCUUUGAGUUGUUCCCCGUGGCUUUGGCUGGUCGUGUGCAAUCGUUACCUCAAGUACUUCAGUCACUAUUGCUUGUUGUUUGGUGUAGUGCACGUAGUGCACUUUAAACCAUCUUUCGGUGAAAGUCGGGAAACUACUCAAAAGCGUUCUAAUCCCUUCCAGGGGCAUGCGUGCGUGUGCCCGACUUUUUAUGUACCAUUACUUUCUCCCUGAAAUUAUUUUCCAGCCGGGUACAAAAGUUCUCACAAAAUUGUUGUAAUCUAGUCAUCGAGAGCGGCAUGCACUGCUAUCAGUACGGCGGGGUUGUACUGAAAGGCGAUUAUCUCUACUGUUGCCGCCGGGUUUCGAUCCGUCCAGAUCGUAGGUCCGACCUGGUUUGAAAAGUCCGGUUAAUAGUCACGUGGUGUGUCUUGAUCUCUCUCUCGACAUGAAAUAUUUUUUCCGGCGGCACCGUGUUCGGGGUUAAGUAUGUCAGGCGUGGUGAAGAAGAGGGACAGAAGAAUUGUGUAACGCCUUGUUGUGUUGUUGGAUGGAAUUAUUACCCAACGGCGAGCGGCUUUUGCCCCCGCCCUCCCCUCUCCCUGUCAUGGUUGAUCUGGGGUGUUGUGUUAUCGUCGACAUCGUGUUCGGGGUUAAGUGGGUAUGUUUGGCUGGAGAAAGAGGGAGGGGGGCAGGAAAGCUGAUACGCGCCUUGUUGCUGUUGGAUGGAAAUAUCAACCAACCGUAAGCGCCCC